Molecule: messenger RNA, 1265 nt
Organism: Mercurialis annua (annual mercury)
Lineage: Eukaryota; Viridiplantae; Streptophyta; Magnoliopsida; Malpighiales; Euphorbiaceae
Product: protein VTE6, chloroplastic
Exons: 5
Coding region: 64-1002 (312 amino acids)
Cellular component (GO): chloroplast inner membrane
Source: RefSeq, a predicted model, not a curated record
CAGCUUGGAUAUUCUCCUUCACACGCAAACUCUAAAAAAUCACAGAGAGAGCGUGAAAAGAGAAUGGCAUUCUCAACCUUUGUCCACCUCAAACCAAUUUGCUUCCCUGCUCGCCAAUUCAAUCAACGCUCACUCCAUACUAUCAAAACCUUCACAACUCUUCCCUCAUACCCCAACCCAUUUCCCAGAAUGUUUCAUCAUCAACCUCCCAAUGCAGCGUCAAUGCAAGCAGUAUUCAAGCUGAUCCAGUCUGCACCGCCCACUUGGCACUCUGCUCUCCUCAACAACCUCAUCAUCUUCGUUCUGGGUACUCCAAUUCUGGUCUCCGGUCUCUCAGUUUCAGGCAUUGUGGCUGCUUUUGCAUUGGGUACUCUCACUUGGCGCGCUUUCGGCCCCUCUGGUUUCCUCCUCGUUGCCUCUUACUUUGUUAUCGGCACUGCAGUUACGAAAGUGAAAAUGGCGCAGAAGGAAGCACAGGGCGUGGCUGAGAAGAGGAGGGGAAGAAGGGGGCCAGGCAGUGUGAUCGGUUCGAGUGCUGCUGGCUGUGUCUGUGCGUUUCUCUCCAUUUAUGGGGUUGGAGGAGCGGCCUUUUCUCGACUGUGGGAGCUUGGAUUUGUGGCCAGUUUCUGUACUAAGUUAAGUGAUACGGUGUCAAGUGAGAUAGGCAAGGCUUAUGGCCAAAUUACGUACCUUGUUACGACGUUUAAGGUUGUUCCAAAGGGGACGGAAGGGGCUGUAAGUGUUGAGGGAACACUGGCUGGUUUGCUGGCAUCGAUUCUUCUUGCCUCCAUUGGUUGUUUCAUGGGUGAGAUACGUCCACCUGAAACAGUUGUGUGCGUGAUAGCUUCCCAGAUAGCUAAUUUCGGAGAGAGCAUAAUAGGUGCAACAUUCCAAGAGAAGGAAGGAUUUCGAUGGCUCAACAAUGAUAUUGUCAAUGUCAUCAACAUAUCCAUCGGAAGCAUAUUGGCAGUCGUAAUGCAGCAACUUAUACUCCACAAGUAAUCCUGGAUUUACAAUGCGGCAGCCGCUUUAACAUUGUCAAUAAAUUGCACAGUUAUGCUCCUCCAAAGAUCCCGGAUUAUGGUAGAUGGGUUCUUGUUGCACAUCAAAGACUACCAUUUUCAUCCGCUCUUACUUGGAAAAACUGAAGGAGCUUGAUCUUCAUCAGUUGUAAAAGAGUCAUACAAUUGCCUGUACUAGUUGUAGUAGCUGACAUUGGACUCAAUGAAUGGAUAAGGUUCUUCAAAGAAAGUUUUUUUUUUAAA